AUGUUUUUACAGGUUAAUAAUCACAAAACAUUGGACUGUGUUCACGCACACGUAAAACGCGAUGUGCCAGCGUCGAACGAUCAGAACGACAACAAACAACUGCCCGAUAAAAUUCAAGACCGUGAUGGCGACAUCAUAUGCGGUUCUCAAAUUGGGGUCAAUAAUCACGAGACAUUGGACGAUGUUCACGCACACGUAAAACGCGAUGUGCCAGCGCCGAAUGAUCAGAACGACAACAAACAACUGCUCGAUAAAAUUCAAGACCGUGAAGGCGACAUCCUACGCGGUUCUCAAAUUGGGGUCAAUAAUCACAAAACAUUGGACUAUGUUCACGCUUACGUAAAACGCGAUGUAUCAGCGUCGAAUGAUCAGAACGACAACAAACAACUGCCCGAUAAAAUUCAAGACCGUGAAGGCGACAUCAUAUGCGGUUCUCAACUUGGGGUCAAUAAUCACAAGACAUUGGACCAUAUUCAUGCACACGUAAAACGCGAUGUGCCAGCGUCGAACGAUCAGAACGACAACAAACAACUGCCCGAUAAAAUUCAAGACCGUGAUGGCGACAUCAUAUGCGGUUCUCAAAUUGGGGUCAAUAAUCACGAGACAUUGGACGAUGUUCACGCACACGUAAAACGCGAUGUGCCAGCACCGAAUGAUCAGAACGACAACAAACAACUGCCCGAUAAAAUUCAAGACCGUGAAGGCGACACCAUAUGCGGUUCUCAAAUUGGGGUCAAUAAUCACAAAACAUCGGGUGACGGAGGCAUUGUAAAGCGAAAUGUAACUACUAGUCCGAAUUUAUUGAACAACCUGCAAACUAAUAUAGUACAGUUAAGGAAUUGCGUCGACCAGAGUCUGGCUUCCGUCAUGAGUAAUGUGAAUGAGCAGCAGUUGCAGCCUAUAUUCAAUAUAGUGAGUGACACACUGAAUCGGGUAUCUAAAGCAGUUCACGCACACGUAAAACGCGAUGUGCCAGCGUCGAACGAUCAGAACGACAACAAACAACUGCCCGAUAAAAUUCAAGACCGUGAUGGCGACACCAUAUGCGGUUCUCAAAUUGGGGUCAAUAAUCAGAAAACAUUGGAUUAUGUUCACGCACACGUAAAACGCGAUGUGCCAGCGUCGAACGAUCAGAACGACAACAAACAACUGCCCGAUAAAAUUCAAGACCGUGAUGGCGACACCAUAUGCGGUUCUCAAAUUGGGGUCAAUAAUCAGAAAACAUUGGAUUAUGUUCACGCACACGUAAAACGCGAUGUGCCAGCGUCGAACGAUCAGAACGACAACAAACAACUGCCCGAUAAAAUUCAAGACCGUGAUGGCGACACCAUAUGCGGUUCUCAAAUUGGGGUCAAUAAUCAGAAAACAUUGGAUUAUGUUCACGCACACGUAAAACGCGAUGUGCCAGCGUCGAACGAUCAGAACGACAACAAACAACUGCCCGAUAAAAUUCAAGACCGUGAUGGCGACACCAUAUGCGGUUCUCAAAUUGGGGUCAAUAAUCAGAAAACAUUGGAUUAUGUUCACGCACACGUAAAACGCGAUGUGCCAGCGUCGAACGAUCAGAACGACAACAAACAACUGCCCGAUAAAAUUCAAGACCGUGAUGGCGACACCAUAUGCGGUUCUCAAAUUGGGGUAAAUAUUAUACGAUAG
Molecule: messenger RNA, 1656 nt
Organism: Diatraea saccharalis (sugarcane borer)
Lineage: Eukaryota; Metazoa; Arthropoda; Insecta; Lepidoptera; Crambidae
Source: the annotation of a GenBank genome assembly